Haplochromis burtoni (Burton's mouthbrooder) is the source of this 6441-nucleotide messenger RNA. It is a transcript of the gene mcamb, whose product is annotated as melanoma cell adhesion molecule b. The record is from RefSeq and is a predicted model, not a curated record. NCBI's taxonomy places the organism in Eukaryota, Metazoa, Chordata, Actinopteri, Cichliformes, Cichlidae. Bases 408 to 2396 code for a protein of 662 amino acids. The transcript has 21 exons.
GAGUGAUUUAAAGAAAAUGAAACAAUAAAUAAUAAAACGUGAUGCCUUUCAGAGCAGCUCUCGGAUGACUUGUGCGGAAGGACUUUCUUUACAGCGUGUCUCUGCCCCUUUCUGCAUCAUUUGCCUCUCCACGCUGCGCCGCCACUCCUCUCUUUCACUCUGUACAGUUUUCCAGGAGGACCAGUUCCUGUCAGACUCCUUUCACACACACACACGCACACACGCACACACACCUCAGCGCGGACAUCUGCAGCACCGACCGAUAGUCAUGGCUUUACCGGACACUGCCCCUCUGCUCGUGGGACUACUGCUCCUCUUUCAUGCUUUUGGAGGCGCACGGCUGUAAAUGAAAGCAAUACUGUGAAACUGUCCUUUAGAUCAGAGCAUGGGCCAUAGUGGAGGUGAACAUGGAGGACAAAGUGGAGGUAAUGGCUGGAGAGACGGCUCAGAUCACCUGCAUGUUUACAACUGACGAGGGCCUGGGCGGCACCACCAUACAGUGGUUCUAUGUGCUACCUAAUAAGGAGAGACAGAGAAUCUACAACAAGGAACCAAUGCAUGAGGCUGCAGAACAAAACACACUGUUCACGCAUCGGAUCAGCUUGAACGUCAAUGGAACCGCUGCUGUGCUGGUUAUCAGAGAUGUGGGAGUGAGGGACAACUUGGAGUUUAUCUGUGUCAUCAAAACUCUCACACCUGAGGAAGCAGAGGGACGAACCCAGCUCCAAGUGUUUAAAUCACCAACCUUUCCUACAAUUGAGGCCGUGGAAACAGGGAUAUCAGUAAAUGAAAAAGAUCCAUCCAAGAUUGGGUCUUGCAGGGUCAAAAACGGAUACCCAAAGCCAAAUAUCACUUGGUACAGAAACAACAUGCCGCUUCGCAAUACUCCACGUGAGGUGGUUGUAACCUCCAGCACCACUAUUGAAUCGAGUGGUCUUUUCUCAGUCCAGAGUGAGCUGACAAUGAAAGUUAAGAAGGAGGACAAAGAUGCAGUGUUCUACUGCGAAGUCAUCUACUUUGUCCCUGGAGCGACCAAGAUGACCGAGAGUCAGCACAUUAACAUCACUGUAUACUAUCUCCCCACUGAAGUAACUAUUUGGGUGGAGUCACCAAAGGGCAAAAUCAAGGAAGGGGACACACUUGAGCUUCGCUGCGAUAACAAUGGCAACUAUCCAUCCUCAAUCACCACAAUUAAGCACCAAAAUAGUGAAUACUCUGUGGAGAACAAGACUAUGGUGCGGACUAAUGUGAAGCGUUUAGACGGUGGAGUUUAUGAGUGCACCUUUGAGGAAACGGAUAACUUUGAGGAGAUCUCAGGGAGUACUAAGGUGUCGGUUAACUACCUUGAAUCUGCUGUUAUAACGCCUAAAGACAGCAUUGCGGUGAUGGAAGGAGAGGAGCUGAAGGCCAGCUGCAAUGCCCUGUCUUCUCUCCAGACAUCCACAACCUGGUUUAAGAAUGAAAAGUUGGUGUCAAAAGGCAACACUUUGAGUGUGAAGAGCGCAACGUUAGAAACAGCAGGGAUGUAUAAGUGCGUUGUGACCGUUCCUGAGAUGGAGGGGAUGAAAACCAGCAGCACACUUCAAGUCAAUGUUAAGGGUUCGCCACAGAUUUUGGGGCCAGAUGUCCAAGAAGUGGAGACUUAUGAGACAACUGUUAAUCUGACCUGCAGUGCCACAGGGUUUCCUGCUCCCACAAUUAUGUGGACAACUUCUGAUGGGAAGAACCUAAAUGCAUUGCAAACAGAGACUGAAGAUGGCGCUCAGAGUGUGGUCACUUUCAAGAUCACCUCCAAUGUGAAAGUUUUCUGCAAUGCCAGCAAUGACUUUGGCUCUAAAGUGGUGGAGUUCAACAUCAAAACCAUUUUAAACACCACAUUAACAACAAUCACUUCCAUGCCAACAAUCAGCACUACCACACGAUCAACCACUACUAUAUCCAGUGACACAGUUGUACACACCACACCAACAACCACCACUACCACAUCAACCAAUACUAUAACCGAUGACACAGUUUUAUACAACACAUCAACUGCCAAUACUACCAUACCAUCAACAAACAUUACCUUUAUCAAUGACACCGUUAUACAAAACACAUCAACUAACUAUGUCAAUGACCCAGUUCAAACGCCCACCAAAUCACCAAAUAUCAAGAAAGAGAGCAAAGGUUUUGUUAUCGCAAUCAUCAUCAUCGCCAUCUUCCUUCUGGCUAUCUUGGGAAGCGUGCUCUAUUUCCUGUACAAGAAGGGCAGGAUCUGCGGCCGAUCUGGCAAGCAAGACUUCAGUAAGAGGAAGUCCAGCAAAGAUAACAUUGUGGUGGAGAUGAAAAGCGACAACACAGAGGAGGCGAUUCUCCUUGGGGUCAACGGAGAAAAGCAACAACCAAAUGACCAAUAAAGACCGAUGAGCGUCUGCACGCGUGAAAGUGAGGAGGUGACACACCGACGGCUGCUCCCGUUCUCCCCUCUCAGCCUCAGGCCCCGCUGCUGCCUUCAAGCACCCACAGCUUUUUAUUCCAAUCGUGACUAUCAGGACAAAUGAAGUUAUUCCAAGCUAUGGCUUUUUCUCUUUCUGCCCUUUACGUGCCAGCUCCUCUGUUGGAAUGCAUCUCGAGCUUUAAUGAACAAGGUUGGAAAGUUUCAUUUCAGAACUAAGUAAUCUCCCUUCAACCCCAAGGAAUGCCGCAGAUUCUCCUCACAGUGUACUGCUGAUAGUCCACAGAACAAUAAUUAGAGCACAAAGCCGACCAGGGACUAUUUUUAUACCCCAAAAAGCAUCACCUCAAGCCCCUUCAGUCACCGAAGAGCAGCCUGAAACAGCUGAGCUAAUGUACAUAUUAUUAUCUAUGUAUAUAUUUCUUUAUUUAAAGUAACACAAUGUGGGGGAAAAGAGAAAAAAGCAAGACAAGAUAGUGUGGUGGGGUUUUGUGUUUUUUAAGGAAGAUAGCAAGGAGAGUUUAAGUAGAUAUUUUGUUUUUAUUAUUUUGUCUUUACACUGAAUUGUUUUUGUAGCUCUAGCGAUGCCUCACCUCUACAGCCAGUUCACAGCUUCACCAAAUAUUGGCUCUGAAAGAAAAAUUUGAAUCGCGUACCUUUCACAUUAUUUUGAUAUCUACUCCUCUAACACUCAACUUUCACACAACCUGCGGAGUAUAAAGUAUAUUAACUAGUCAUUUUGUGAGGCAGGUGAACAAAUCUGACUAUAUUAUGCAGUCCAGUUAUAAACGACCGAUGCCUUAGAAUCUACAUUCGAAGCCAUUUUUUUAUUGUUAUAUUUAAUGUUCAGCGCACUGAUUUCUUUGGUGAUUCGUGCAGGCUUUGUUGUUGUGGAAGGAGCCACCAUCUUUCAUCGUUCUAUACGUUCAUGACAUGCUUCACUUCUGUAAUCAUUUCUUUUGAAAUUUUAAAGUUGGAGAGUAUUGGUGUUUGGUGAAUACACAUGGGUUCACGGCAUGAUGUUUCCUUCUUUAUAAGAAAAAGACAUUUCUGUGUGACGAAUGAAGAAAUUCAUGUAUCGAGCAAAACUUGAAACACUGUUGAAAACUGUUGUGUCCCAGAGAGGCAUGAGAAUGCCCCUCAGCCUUGAUGCCUUAAAACAUCAGCCACUCCUCAUUUAAGUGUAACCAGAGCCUUUCUUUUUCAUUUCGGUAACUAGACUAGACUUCACUACUGAGAAGAGGGGACUGACUGUGACUCUGCAUAUGCAAAUCAUGUUUGAAGACAGUUAAGCCUCUGUUUUGUUUCUGCUGUUGAUGCGUGAGACCACUGUUCAAUGUAUAAUGCCUUUUUAAAGACUGAAAGAUAAAAUGUGUUAUAAUAUCACUGAAGACAUUAUAACAUAUUUAACAAAUCUGAUUGUUUGUAGUUUUUUUUGUGAAAUUCUACCAAAUAAAAAUGGACUGUUAAAUGAACAUAACUGGAAAUGUGUCUGCUGACAUAAAAAUAUGACCUUUUUUAUUUAGCCAUACUACAAAUCACUGCUGUGCCAUGACGUGCCUCUACUCUGUAAUGGUCAAAACCUUUAAAAACAAGUUAAAACUUGGUUACCUUCCAAUUUACACACAGUGUAAAAUCAUUAGGAUGGGUUUGAGCUGUCACUUGAGAAAAUAUCAUGCUUAAAAACAAAAGAAAUCAGUUAUAUAAAGGUACCACUGGGAAGUGUCAUCAAAAAAAUUCAGGGCUCCAUCACUGGAGCCCUGCACAGCGAUGCACUGCGAGUUUUCAGCCCAAGAAAAACUCAAAUUAUACAUAAAGAGACACUUUCAGGCCAGACUGAAGUUUGUCAAGAACAAUCUGGAGAAUGAUUGAUACUGGAAGCACAUAACGAUCAUUUCAGGUGCACAGACAUACUGUCAAUCGACUAAAUGUUUCCAUUUUAUAAAUAUAGGACAGUCUUGAGAUACCAGCAUUAAGAUCAAAUAUAAGCCCAAAGGAGCAUUGUGGCUAAAUCAUGUAGAAUAACGGACAUGUUUUAUUAUAAUUGCAAUUCUUUUCUUAUAUUAAAAUUUCUUGGGGAUUAAAUGUGCGAUAAACUUUUUUACACUGACGGAAAGAGCAAAUGUAACUGGUCAAAAUGAGUUCGACACCCUUGUUCUUGAUGAACAAAGUGCAAUUUGAUGUAAAUGAGGAUAUUUUUGAGCAGGGAGUCAUUCAGUUCUCCUCUAAUAAUAAAAAUGUGGAGGCAGAAACUAAACAUAACAGGUCCACUUUAAAGAAUGAGCCUUGUGAAUUUUAGGUAGAAAUAGAAAUCGUUCUUUACUGGUUUUACCACAAAUAUAUAUGUUUUUUUCCUUGGACGUUGUCUCACAGAUAACUGGCAAAUAGUCAAAUAUUAUUGUUAAUGAACAUUAGUAAUAUGAGUUGUAGGUAUUGCACAGUAGGUCUGCUAAACAUGACAGUGUGGCAUUUGUGCACACAACUAAAAACAUAUAGCUGCUGAACAUGGCGUGAAUUAAAUUUCCAGCAUUAAAUGAGUAAUGUGCGACUCUGUUUUUAAGUCAAGGGGUUCUAUCAAAGAAAUAUACACCGAUUAGUAUCUGAAUGAAUUUAAAAGGGGAGUUCAUGGACAGUGGAUGCCUAUAAAGUGCCUACUUCUAACAUCCACACCAAAGCAGGCAUGAAUAAGCAGAUUAUCCUUAGCAGUCCCUUUACAAACAGUAGGCAAGUUUAUUAGGUUACAUUGAAGUUUUAUUUGAUGAUUGGUCAUGUGAUCUACUGGUCGGGCAGCCAAAUCACAUUUUGGGUUUUAAUGCAAUUACCAAAUGCAUCACAAUGGAAAAUGCAAGAGUAUCAACUAUUAAAAUGGCACCAAAGCACUGAAUCGGUCUGCAGUUCUGAUCACUCACUGCUCUUUUUCAGUUUCAUCUGCUUUGCUGUUAACUUGUUUAGAGUCUUCUCAGCCACUCCUGCCUGAGCCAAAGGAUGAAAUUCAAAUUUCUAUUUAGUUUUACCUUAAAAAGUUAUUGCCAAAUGGCAGCCGAGUCAAGAAAAUCACUGAAGCUUGAGCACUCUGACUGGAGCUACACACGGGAAAUGACUUCCCCCCAGUUUUUGUUUUUUUUUAGUUUUAUGUUUUAAGGAAUACAAAGCUAAAUAUGUGUAAACAGGGGAAAGAGACACCUGAAGGCUUUUGCUUGUCAUUUUAUUAACAGCACUGUGCAUACUUCCAAAUUGAUAUGAGCUUUAAAAACCUUUUUUUUUUAAAAAAAGCAAAAAAAAAAGAAAAGAAAAAAAAGCAAAAAAAAAAAAGAAGCUUUUUACUGUUGAGAAGCAAUGCAGCCGUGUGGAACAACAGCUCCCUCUUCUGGCAGAUAACUGAAAUACCCCUGGUUAGCAUCAAGCUCAGAGUCUGAGGCCUGAUGAGGCUGAAGAAGCAUAGAGGACAGAUUAACACAAGCAAUACCGCAUCAUUUUGCCUUCGGAGACCAACAGGUACACAUCUAUACCAACAAACGCUCUUCCAAAAAACAUCUAAAAAACAAAAACAUAUGGCACUGCUCACUGAAUUAUUCACAUAAGUAAACAAAUCCUUUGGAACAAAAUACAUGUACAGGAAUGCAAAAUGAAAUAUAACAGCCAUUUUCUUCCUCUUUUCAUAUCUAACUCUAUACAAUUUGCUUUUCUUUAGAGUGACAGUAUCAAAGCACAAACUGGUAUAAUGUGCAAAAACAAAAACAAUGGUAAAUAAUACAAGACAAUGACAUGCCAUUCUUAAUAUAUAAACACACACUGGUACAGUAUUGAUGAUAUGAGGGGAGCUUCCUGUCCAUUAAACAUCAUUCAAGAAGUUUCUCAAGGCAACUAGGAAGAGUAAAAAAGACCCCAAAAUGAAAUAAAAGAGGGCGAGACAGCACAAAGCUUCCAGUCAACAUGCAGAGACACCCAGAAUAAGACAGGGCUGACUUACACGAUGCACACACUCCCAGGGUGGGUGAAACCCCCCC